Exophiala viscosa is the source of this 435-nucleotide messenger RNA. RefSeq lists its product as uncharacterized. Lineage: Eukaryota; Fungi; Ascomycota; Eurotiomycetes; Chaetothyriales; Herpotrichiellaceae. The transcript has a single exon. The record is from RefSeq and is a predicted model, not a curated record. Bases 1 to 435 code for a protein of 144 amino acids.
AUGUAUUACUUCAAGUUGCUCUCUUUUUUCAUCAUCUCGGUCUCUACCCUGGUCGCAGCAUCUCCCGUGGUCCGGAAAACACUCAACCCUCAACGUCUGAAGAUCAGAUCGCCUCUUUCAGAUGCAGUUUUUGAUGCAACAAGCGAAUGGCCGACCAACGUUGUCAUGACUGGCGGAUCUCAAACUUACGGCAUGUGGGUUCCUAUAGACGGCACUUGGUACGAUAUGAGCACGAUCACAUGUCUUGGUCUCCCGGCCUAUGCCGAGGGUCCUUGCGAUGGCAUGACUAUCGACCAGAUAGGCGUGGUCAGUGGUGACGGUCCUUGCGACUUUCUUGGAAAUGAUGGUUACAGUGUUUCUAUACCUGGCACUGCUGGCGAGGGCUACUUUACGGUCGGACCACCUCAGAACAUCAUGUCAGCAAAAUGUGGAUGA